GGAGGCUGCGAGCCGGCGGGGCCGAGCCCACAACUUUGCAGCCUCGGGGAGGGCGAGAGCCGGCGUCCGAGGCUCCCCUUGUCCGCGACCAGAGCUUGGAAUGUAAUCGAGGAUGCUGGCCCUGAGGCUGCUCAACGUGGUGGCCCCCGCCUACUUCCUGUGCAUCUCCCUGGUGACCUUCGUGCUGCAGCUCUUCCUCUUCCUGCCUAGUAUGCGUGAGGACCCCUCGGCCGCCCGGCUCUUCUCACCUGCGCUGCUCCAUGGGGCAUUCUUCCUGUUCCUCUCAACCAACGCCCUGGGUAAUUAUGUCCUGGUCAUCCAGAACUCCCCAGACGACCUGGACGCCUGCCAGGGGACCGCAGCCAGGAGGGCCCUGUGCCCUCCGCCCAGCACCCACUUCUGCCGAGUGUGCGCCAGAGUCACCCUGAGGCACGACCAUCACUGUUUCUUCACCGGCAACUGCAUCGGUAGCAGGAACAUGCGCAACUUCAUCCUGUUCUGCCUCUACACCUCCCUGGCCUGCCUCUACUCCAUGGUGGCCGGCGUGGCCUACAUCUCCGCAGUCCUCUCCAUCUCCUUCGCCCACCCCCUGGCCUUCCUCACGCUCCUUCCCACCUCCAUCAGCCAGUUCUUCUCCGGAGCUGUCCUUGGUCCUGAAAUGUUCGUCAUCCUCAUGCUCUACCUCUGGUUUGCCAUCGGCCUGGCCUGCGCCGGCUUCUGCUGCCAUCAGCUGCUGUUGAUCCUCCGGGGGCAGACCCGCCACCAGGCGCGGAAGGGGGUGGCAGUGAGGGCCCGGCCUUGGCGCAAGAACUUACAGGAGGUCUUCGGAAAGAGGUGGCUCCUGGGCCUGCUGGUCCCCAUGUUCAAUGUUGGAAGUGAGAGCUCCAAGCAGCGGGACAAGUAGCGGGCACUCCCGUCAUCUCUCUCUGUGUGUGUAUUGACUCCUCGUGAACAUAAGACCACAACACCCUGUCUCCGCCCGUGGCCCACUACAACUUUGGACUGGUAAGGUCCUAGCAUCCACCCCUGGUCUGUAACACACAGAGAACAGCGUUGGCUGGUGGAUCAUGACGAGGAGGGAGAAUGGCCACCGAGGCACCGCUAGGUUCCCCAUGAGCCAGCCUGGUGGCUGCUAGCCGUGCAGAGCCUCUGCUUUUGUUUCUUCCCCCUUGGGGUGCCUGCUCUUCCCCUCUGCCUGGUUCACCCACGCUCCACCAAGUCUCAUGUCAUCACUGCUAUCUGCUAGAGCGUUUCCUCUCAGCCCCGUGUUAGGAGUGGGGAGUGGAUUCUUGCUGCUGGUAUGAAGCUCCCCAGGACCUGGAGUCUGGCAAAAACGUUUCAAAUUACCAUGUGUGAGAGGCACCCAAGUCAGCUCUGCCAGCUGCUAGUGAGGUUGGGAAGGGAGGGGUGUGUGUCCUCAUCCCCUCUGUGGAAUUUUUAACGGUGGAAGGAAAAAAGAACUCAGUAGCUUGCUGCCCAGCCCUCAAGUUGCAAGGCCCUUUCUCUGGGAGACAGCAGCCAAUGGCCUGGGAUUUCUAGCUGCUGUCCCCUCUCCACCCCGCCCCAGCUGGCUACCCAGUCCAAUCCAGGACCUGGCUGGAUGCUUCCUUUCCCUGGCACUCUUCCAGCCUUUCCCAUUGGUCCCCAGCCUCUGGGUCUUUGCUAGGUGCUGGGAAGGCAAGGAAGAAGAGAGAAGGAAAGGGAGAUACUGAUAAAUGAGAGUGGUAUGUGAUUGCACAACCAUAUAGAAGGGGGCAUGUGAUCGUGUGUGUGUGUGUGUGUGUGUGUGAGAGAGAGAGAGAGAGAGAGAGAAGUGGUGAGGAAUGUUGUUAUGAAAAUAAAGAAAGAAUGGGAAGAGAGAGGGUCACACAGAGAUUGGGUACUGGGAUAUUUGGGGACUGAGAAUGAAAGGGGCAAAUGGGUUCAUUUCUGAAGGACAUUCUAGCAGCUAAAGCUGUUCAGUGUUUGAAUAGUUGCCUGGGAAGGUAGUGAGUGCCUCACAACUGGAGGUAUUCCAGAAGGGGCUAGGCAGUCAUCUGGCAGGCAUGCUGUGGAAAGAAUUUCUGCACAGGGUCAGGGAAAAGAAGAUCCUUUCCCACCCCAAGAUGCCAGUGUCUUCUUCAUGAUUGCCAGGUCCAGAGGCAAGAUCUGCAGGGAUACCUGUGAAUUAUUUGCUUUCGUGGAGGAUGGGGCGGGCAUGGAGUGGUCUGAAAAUCAUGAUGCAAACUUUCAGGACCCUACCCGACCACCAGGGAGAUGGGACUACUAGGUAUUAAUGCUAGUUGAGGGGGUUGGCCUUUGAGAACAGGGAGAUGGAGCAGUGUCGGGGCAGUGGUGGGGAGAGCAAAGCUGGAAAAUCAUGUUCACCUCUGAGGAGUGAGAUUGGGAGAGUUGAGGCUCAGGAAUGGGGAGACCAGAAUAUAGGGGUGCAAUUGGGAGACCAGCCCUGACUGGCUCUGGAUGAGGGCACUGCUCUGCAUUCUGGGACCCAGAAGACCAGACUCCUGGGGCAUAUGAGGGAGUGGGGACAAUACAAGUGCCCCCUCCUGACUGGGUCCCAAGGCCAUUCUGCCAUCCAGUCUGCUGGAGCCCACACUCUGCAGUGUCCAGCUGGUGGCCACAGUGACCCCAACCAUUGCCACACGACACGGCACAACACCUCGAGUUCUUGAGCAGAGCUUGGGAGGACUUUAUCUUGGUUCUGCCUUCACGGCCCCUAGAGAACUAAUGUAGUAAUGGUGCCACCUGCUCAUCCUUCUCCCCCUUAUAUUAUUCAUUCAUUCAUCCUACAUGUAUUUACUGAGCACCAACUAUGUGCCAAGUCUCCACCAGGCACUGGUAUACAGUGGUGAACAAGAUGAAAUCCCUGCCACCAAGAGCAUCCUGUUGCUGCCCCCAUGUCCCCACCCCCUGAAAAAGUCACUUUGCCUUCUUGCUGGUCAGCAGGAUAGGUCAC
This is a messenger RNA of Balaenoptera musculus (blue whale), 2956 nucleotides long. RefSeq names its product zinc finger DHHC-type palmitoyltransferase 22 (gene ZDHHC22). The coding region runs from base 113 to 904 and encodes 263 amino acids. Gene Ontology annotation, biological process: protein palmitoylation. The record is from RefSeq and is a predicted model, not a curated record. Lineage: Eukaryota; Metazoa; Chordata; Mammalia; Artiodactyla; Balaenopteridae. Gene Ontology annotation, cellular component: Golgi apparatus. The transcript is spliced from 3 exons. Gene Ontology annotation, molecular function: palmitoyltransferase activity.